CGGUUCGACUCUGAGCAAACCGGCAUCAGAACGAUCCCAUUUCGCAGAAAAUUUGGAAACCUGGAAUGAAUUUAGUCUCCAGAAUCCAGAAGAAUUGGGGAGUUUCAUCGAAGGCGAUCUGAUAAUAAUCAACAAUAAUUUGGCAAAAAAUGGAAUCAUGAAUUUAUCAAAGAGAUGGGAAAAUGGAAUUAUACCAUUCGAAAUAAAAGGAUGGUAUAAGAAGAACGAACUCGCUCUUAUUUACAAAGCUAUAGAUUAUUAUCAUAAUUUUACUUGUAUAAGGUUCAGGCCUCGAUCUUCGGGAGACGAUAGUUACAUAUCAAUAACGAGCGGACAAAGUGGAUGCUGGUCAUCUGUAGGAAAUCAAGGAAAAAAACAAAUAGUAAAUCUUCAAAGUCCCCAAUGCGUGACAAAAAUUGGUACAAUUUUACAUGAAUUAAUGCACGUCAUUGGAUUUGUACACGAACAGAGCAGACACGAAAGGGACGAUUACGUUACAAUAAAUUGGAAUAAUAUCAAAUCCUCAUCGAAAGAUAAUUUUAAAAAAUCGCCGGAAUCGUACGAAAGCGGUUUUGAUGUUCCCUACGAUUAUGAAUCUGUUAUGCACUAUUCAAGAUUCGCAUUCUCUGCCAACGGUCAACCAACUAUCAUUCCAAAAGUAAGUUAUCACUACAUUUUACACAUGCUUAUAUAAUUAAUUGCUUAGCAAUUCUAUUUAUACAUAUGUACGUAUAU
Molecule: messenger RNA, 735 nt
Organism: Phyllotreta striolata
Lineage: Eukaryota; Metazoa; Arthropoda; Insecta; Coleoptera; Chrysomelidae
Source: the annotation of a GenBank genome assembly